Molecule: messenger RNA, 3459 nt
Organism: Choloepus didactylus (southern two-toed sloth)
Lineage: Eukaryota; Metazoa; Chordata; Mammalia; Pilosa; Megalonychidae
Gene: WFIKKN1
Product: WAP, follistatin/kazal, immunoglobulin, kunitz and netrin domain containing 1
Biological process (GO): negative regulation of transforming growth factor beta receptor signaling pathway
Cellular component (GO): extracellular region
Molecular function (GO): serine-type endopeptidase inhibitor activity; receptor antagonist activity; transforming growth factor beta binding
Source: RefSeq, a predicted model, not a curated record
AUGCCGGCCCCGCUGCCCCUCCUGCCGCUGCUUGUGGCCGCCGGACUGGCUGCAGGGGCCCACCUGCUGCCGGAGCCUUGGGGCCAUGCGGGGGUGUGCCCCAACCAGCUCAGCCCCAACCUGUGGGUGGACGCCCAGAGCACCUGCGAGCGCGAGUGCCUCGGGGACCAGGACUGCGCCGUUGCCGAGAAGUGCUGCCCCAACGUGUGCGGGCUGCGGAGCUGCGUGGCCGCGCGCUUCGCCCAGGGGGGCCCAUCCACACCCGCGCCGGCCGCCUCCUGCGAGGGCUUCGUGUGCGCGCAGCAGGGCUCCACCUGCGACCUGUGGGAUGGGCAGCCCGUGUGCCGCUGCCGCGACCGCUGUGGCAAGGAGCCUGCCUUCACCUGCGCCUCCGACGGCCUCACCUACUACAACCGCUGCUACAUGGACGCCGAGGCCUGCUUGCGCGGCCGGCGUCUCCACGUCGUGCCCUGCAAGCACGUGCUUGGCGGGCCGCCCAGCAGCCCCGGGCCCCCCGAGACCACGGUGCGCCCCAACCCAGGGGCUGAGGGCACCCUCCCGGUGCCGCCCGCCCUGUUCAGCAGCCCCGCGCCCCAGGCCGUGCCUGUGGGCGGUACCGCCAGCCUGCACUGCGACGUGGGCGGCCGCCCACCGCCGGCCGUCACCUGGGAGAAGCAGAGCGAGCAGCGGGAGAACCUGAUCAUGCGGCCGGACCAGAUGUACGGCAACGUGGCGGUCACCAGCAUCGGGCAGCUGGUGCUGUACAACGCGCGGCCCGAGGACGCCGGCGUCUACACCUGCACCGCCCGCAACGCCGCCGGCUUGCUGCGCGCCGACUUCCCGCUCUCCGUGGUGCAGCGCGAGCCGCCCGGGGGCCCCAGCGCCCCGGGCCCGGCCGAGUGCCUCCGCGCGCCCCCCGCGCCCACCUGCGCCGCGCCCGCCGCCGCCCGCGUGCACUGGCACCUGGACCCGCAGCGCGGCGGCUGCAUGGCCUUCCCGGCCCGCGCGUGCGCCCGCGGCGGCUUCGACACCUACGAGGCAUGUCAGCUGGCGUGCGCGCGGGGGCCCGGAGACGCGUGCGCGCUGCCCGCCGUGCAGGGCUCCUGCGAGCGCUGGGAGCCGCGCUGGGCCUACAGCCCGCUGCUGCGCCGCUGCCACGCCUUCGUCUACGGCGGCUGCGACGGCAACGGCAACAACUUCGAGAGCCGCGAGAGCUGCGAAGACGCGUGCCCCGUGCCGCGCGCGCCGCCCUGCCGCGCCUGCCGCCUCAGGAGCAAGCUGGCCCUCAGCCUGUGCCGCAGCGACUUCGCCAUCGUCGGCCGCCUCACUGAGGUGCUGGAGGAGCCCGCGGCCGCCGGCGGCGGCGGCAUCGCGCGCGUGGCCCUCGACGACGUGCUCAAGGACGACAAGAUGGGCCUCAAGUUUUUCGGCACACGCUACCUGGAGGUGACGCUGCACGGCGUGGACUGGGCCUGCCCGUGCCCCAACGUGACGGCCGGCGACGGGCCGCUGGUGCUCAUGGGCGAGGUGCGCGACGGCGUCGCCGUGCUGGACGCGGGCAGCUAUGUGCGCGCCGCCAGCGAGAGGCGCGUGCGCAAGAUCACCGAGCUGCUGGAAAAGAAGGCCUGUGAGCUGCUCAACCGCUUCCAGGACUAGGCUCGCUGGCCUGGUGAAUAAAAGGCCUCCUCCCCAGUGCAUGGCCUGCUGGCGCUGGCGCCCAGGGGACCCGACCCUUGGGGCCCCUCCCUCCAUCUGCCCCUCAUCCCCAGCUGCUCCCCACCACCAACCCCGGGCAUCACCCCCUCCAGCGAAGCCUCCCCUGUCCCUGUGCUGGGAGGGCAUGGGCUUGCCCAGUGGCAGUUAGGCCCGCUGGGCCCUGCCCAGGCACCUGCCGCUGGGCCAGCCUCCUUCCCUCCCUCACCCUCUGCUGCCGGAGCUCCAGGCAGGCUGGGAGACCCCUGAGCCCUGACUCCCAGACCAGCCCACUUCCUGCCUCCAGCAGGAACCCGGGAAACAUCCUGCCCCCCGAAGAGGGAGUGCAUCCAGGAGGUGGCAUGGUGGAUGUGGGGCAGGGGGAACAGGACACGCUUUUAUUAGAGGCAGGCUGGGGUCCAGGCUCUCCCCAGCCCUGUGGCUGCUGGGUAAGACUCUCCAGAUGGGACGGGGCCAGGGGCUGAAGGUCUUGGUUGAGCCUUGGUGGGAAAGGGUCACUCCUUCCGGAAAAUCAGGCACUUGUUGUUGGCUGGCAUGUCCACCUGGAAGAGAUGCUUUGGCUGGGCAGAGCGGCUUCCAGAGCCCAUGAAGACACCCUGCCCCCAACAGCUGCCCGCCCCCACCUACCAUCCUCUCUAGGAGCAGGCCACUGGCCUGGCCCAGUUCCUCCAAGAGGGCUGUGUCCCGCAGACCCCACUCUGGGUUCCUGCCGGUAGCAAAGGAGGUGGAGUCCAAGCCUGGAGGGGGUAGGAGCACCCACCUGCCCUCCCAGCUCACCUGCAUCUAAGGACCAGGUCAAAGUCCACAUUGCUCUGGGGAGAGAUCUUCCCGUUGAUGGCAUAGGGCUGCAGGGACACAGUCACAGCUGUCUGUACCCCCAGGCUGGGGGCAGCCCCAGGAUAGGGAGUAGGCUUGUGGCAGGCUGGCGGGCCCCAAGGAGGAGGAAAGCCGAGGACCAGCCAGUGAGUGUGGCAGAGAGCCUGGCAGGUGAUGAGGAGGAGGGAGGCUGUGCUGGUGGGUGUGCCUGAAACCCAGAGGGGUGGGGGCUGCUAGGGACUCAGAGGAGCCCCCUCUGUGGGGCAGGACGGGCCUGGCUGACCAGGACUCGUGAUAGGGGCUGCCAGGACCUGUCCUGCCAGGGGAGGGCGCUCUUGCUGUGGUCCAGCAGGGGCACUCACCCCGUAGGUGAUCAGCAGCGCCUUGGGCUUGAGCAGGUGCCCUGCUGCUCUGAACAGGCCCUGGGAGGGGUGGUAGGAUGCAGUGAAGGGGCAGCCCCAGGCCCCGGAAAGAGCCUCAGGCCGGGGCUGGAGGUUCAGCAGUGGACUCCCAAGCCCCCAGCGCCCCAUCGGUGAUGUGUGCAAAGCGGGUGCCUGGCUCCCUCCCAGGGUGGGAUGAGGGGUGCUGGUGGCCUCACCCCGUGGGGCAAACGCCCCACGCCUCCCACAGACCUUGGUGCAGCUCAGGGGACUGAUGUGAGCCAUGUUGAUGCACAGCAGCAGGUCCAGAGACUGGGGCAGGAUUCCACCCCACUGCUCCCAGCCCCAGGUCACAUCCAAGUACAGCGGCGCCUUCACGUUGGACAGCCCCUGGGCCUGAGUGGUGGCCGAGAUGCUGUGGGAGGGCACUGCUGUGGGUGGGGGUCCCGGUCUGUACACCCACACUUCUGACGUGUCCCCCUCACCCCGCAGCUCUUAGGGGAGGCUGGUCCGGGGUUACACAGGGUGGUGGGAUGCAGCCUGGGUCAGC